Molecule: messenger RNA, 2012 nt
Organism: Vitis vinifera (wine grape)
Lineage: Eukaryota; Viridiplantae; Streptophyta; Magnoliopsida; Vitales; Vitaceae
Product: cytochrome P450 81Q32
Exons: 2
Coding region: 100-1758 (552 amino acids)
Molecular function (GO): heme binding; iron ion binding; oxidoreductase activity, acting on paired donors, with incorporation or reduction of molecular oxygen
Source: RefSeq, a predicted model, not a curated record
UAAGGAGAUAAGAAAAAGCGUCAGGGUUGAAUGGCAUUGGUCUGCUCCAUAUAUACAUUUGAUGGGUCCAUAUAUACUAGAAUAAACCAUCAGUGAUGGAUGCCAACUACUGAUCCUUUUAUUGCAAAUUUGCAAACAUGGUAUGCUGUUGCUAGGCUAUCAACCAUGGUGAACAGGGGUUACUAUCCUUCAAGGGUGGCUGAUGCUUACUCCAAGUACAUCAACUUUCAGGCCAUCAGUACAUCCAUGGACACCUCUUAUUGCUACAUUCUGCUCUUCCUCUUCAUAUACUUUCUUACCAAGCACUUUUUCCAAUCCAACAAAAAACUCCCACCAAGUCCUCCUCUCUCCCUACCCAUAAUAGGUCAUCUCCACCUCUUCAAGAAACCCCUUCAUCGCACCUUUGCUAAAAUUUCUAACCAAUAUGGUCCAAUCCUGUUCAUCAGAUUUGGCUCUCGCCCUGUCAUCAUUGUGUCUUCCCCCUCUGCCGCGGAGGAAUGCUUCACCAAAAACGACAUUGUUUUUGCAAACCGCCCCCGCCUACUGGCUGGAAAACACCUGGGUUACAAUUACACCACUCUUACCUGGGCACCAUAUGGUCAACAUUGGCGCAAUUUAAGGCGUAUAGCUUCCCUGGAGAUAUUGUCAUCCAAUAGGCUUCAGAUGUUCUAUGACAUCCGGAUUGAUGAGGUCCGGGCACUACUUUGCCAGCUCUUCAGAGCCUCCAGUGAAGGUCAAUUUUCUGCUGUGGAUAUGAAAUCCAUGUUUUUUGAGCUGACACUUAACAAUAUGAUGAGAAUGAUCUCAGGAAAGAGGUACUACGGUGACAAUGUUACAGAAUUGGAGGAAACAAGAAAGUUUCGGGAGAUAGUGGCAGAGACCUUUGAGUUGAGUGGGGCAACCAAUAUUGUAGAUUUUGUACCAUUCUCGAAGUGGAUUGGAUUAAAUGGAAUCGAAAAGAAGUUGGUGAUAUUGCAGGGGAAAAGAGAUGGAUUCAUGCAGAAUUUGAUUGAAGAGCACAGAAGAAUGAGAAGUCCUUGUGAAGGGAGGAGCAAGACUAUGCUUGAUGUCCUAUUAUCAUUGCAAGAAACUGAACCUGAAUGCUAUACAGAUGACAUCAUUAGAGGCAUGAUGCAAGUCAUGUUAUCAGCAGGAACCGACACUUCAGCUGGGACAAUGGAGUGGGCAAUGUCACUUUUGCUGAACAAUCCAGAAGCCCUUGAGAAAGCCCAGGCUGAAAUAGACUCCCACUUGGGAAAAAGCAGGCUGAUUGAUGAAUUAGAUAUAGCAGAGCUUCCCUAUCUCCGUGGCAUUAUUAAGGAGACACUCCGAAUGUACCCAGCUGCUCCACUGCUAGUACCCCACGAGUCAUCCGAGGAGUGCACUGUGGGGGGUUUCAGAGUCCCAAGUGGUACAAUGCUGUUGGUGAACAUGUGGGCUAUACAAAAUGAUCCUAUGUUAUGGGCAGAGCCUUCAAAAUUUAAGCCAGAGAGAUUCCAAGGUCCAGAGGGACAAAGAAAUGGAUUCAUGUUUUCGCCUUUUGGGGCUGGGAGGAGGGGGUGCCCCGGGGAAGGAUUGGCAAUGCGGGUGGUUGGGUUGGCCUUAGGCUCACUGAUUCAGUUCUUCGAGUGGGAGAGAGUUGAUGAGGAGAUGGUGGACAUGAGCGAAGGAACAGGGCUCACCAUGCCCAAAGCUCAGUCCUUGGUGGCUAAGUGUAGACCACGACCAUCCAUGGUGAGCCUCCUUUCUCAACUUUAGGGACACUUUUUGGGUCCUUUGGUUUGUGAAGUUUAUCAUUGGAAUACGGCUUAUAGCCUCCAGAGUAUCGGCCCUUCCACCCUUCCGGCUUCCACUUUAGUUGAUGAUGUGCAUGGAAAUGCAGCAGACUCAUCUUGGCUUGGGCUCACAGUAUGCAUUUGCUUCAUUUGUUCAUCCAAACAAAUUCUCUACUUUUUGUUCCCUUCUAUCCUGCUAACCUCAUGUGCAAGUGAUAAAGCAUUUGGAAUUUGCCA